AUGGGCAAGAGCUGCCUGGCUGGAGUUCGUGGAAGCAGGGUCUUUACCGGGUACGCCGUGUCUGGGUGUGAGCCUGACAUGUGCCUGUCGCCAGACGACACCACUGGCUACACCUUGAAAGAAACUUCCCUGGCGAUCCACAAUUUCGGUGCGACCGUGGAGUGCGCUGCCGGCUACAUCGGCACCCCCAAGGUGACGAUCUGUUCCGGCCAUGACACCGCAUAUGUCAUUGACGGCUGCAUGGAAACUACUACCACCACUUCCACGACAACGACCACCACGACCACGUCAACGACAACCACUACCACCACCUCCACAACAACUACGACCACCAUCACGACCACCUCGACAACAACGAUCACAACCACCACCACGAUCACGACCACAACUACCACAACAAGCACCAGCACAAGCACCACGACCACCACCAUCACAACCACAUCAACCACUACCACUACAUCGACCACUACCAUUACUACAACCACCACCAGCACAACCACCACUACCACAAGCACCAUCACGACCACAUCCACAGUUACCACCACGACAACGACCUCUACAACCACCUCUACAACAACGAUCACGACAACCACAACCACCACGAGCACCACAACGAGCACUACCACCACCACAACCAGCACCACCACCACUACUACUACGACCUCCACGUCCACCACAACUUCGACCAUCACCACAACCACGGUCACAAGUACCACCACCACGACUUCAACGACCACGACGUCUACAACCACCACUACGUCAACGACCACGACCACCACGAGCACUUCCACCAGCACUACCACCACAAGCACUACUACCAGCACUACCACGACCUCGACAACCACAAUCACAACGACAACCAUCACCACCACCUCAACCAUCACCACCACCACGAUCACCACCACCUCCACCAGCACAACCACCACCACCACGAGCACAUCAACGACCACAACCACGACCUCCACCACAACGAUCACCACGACCACCAUCACCACGACAUCUACCACGACUUCCACGACGACAACCUCCACGACGACGUCGACCACCACAACUUCGACGACCACCACCACGAGCACCACCACCACCAGCACCACCACCACCACGUCGACCACCACGACCACGACCACGCCUGCAGUCGACAAGUAUGGCUCCAUCAUGCUCAACGGCAAGCUUUUCCACAAGUUCUGGUGGUAUGUCAAGGACACCGAGUUCCCAGCUGGCAAGAACGACGUCUUCGCGGACUGGUACGGCGCCUGCCAGCACCUGGACGCCUACUGCUUCGGAAAGCUCCCUGAGGUCGACGAGCAUGGGCUGGAGCUGCUUGCCGUGGAUGACAUGGACAACCAGCUCCUGUGGGAGUUCGAUGCCAAGAACCCCGUGUCCCAUGCGGCCUUCCAGGCCAUGAGGUAUGGCAAAGUCACCAAGAAGACCACGGGCACUGCGUGGACGCCAAAGGUCCUGAAGGGCUCCUUCACGAAUGCCGCGCAGACCACCGUCAUGUACCGCGAGCAGGAUGGGAUCAAGUCCUUCCUGCUGGACGACGAUGCCUGC
Messenger RNA from Symbiodinium natans, 1551 nucleotides. The record is from the annotation of a GenBank genome assembly. NCBI's taxonomy places the organism in Eukaryota, Dinophyceae, Suessiales, Symbiodiniaceae.